Molecule: messenger RNA, 2921 nt
Organism: Owenia fusiformis
Lineage: Eukaryota; Metazoa; Annelida; Polychaeta; Sabellida; Oweniidae
Source: the annotation of a GenBank genome assembly
CUUAUAUGUAUAUUAAUUGCAACGAACGAGUAUAACUGUUCUAAACACGCAGUAAAGCUCGAGAGCCUUGAAUGUUCAGGUACUGAAACUACAUCUUGCGCACUGUCUACUACUACUUCAUGUAUUCCAUCUAUUACUGGUACAGCAUUAGUAAUAUCAAGAGUCAUUUCAACAUAACACUGCCUGGAUACACCAGAUAUAAAGUAACAUAACAACAUGUAAUGUGAACAACCAUACAUCGCAUCUGAUUAUUAGCUACUGGCAUAAAAGCUGAUCAAGAUGAAACUACGAAAGCAAGACAAGAACAAAAAUGAUGAAGUUGAUAAAGGGAAAGGUGAAAAUGAUUUUUGGCACCAGUUUGUGAAAUCCCGAGCUGAAAGCAUUCAGUCUCUCAACGCUGGCGAACAGGAAUUGUUGUAUCUCGUCACAGAGGGAGAUGUGCAAGGCGUUCAGGGACAUAUUGAGGAAUUGUUGUAUCUCGUCACAGAGGGAGAUGUUCAAGGCGUUCAAGGACAUAUUGAGUCCCACACAACGAUAGACAUCAACACGACGGACUAUCAGGGAAGAACACCUCUUACAAUAGCAGUCCAGAACCAACACGAGGACAUGGUCUACAACCUCAUCCAAUGUCCAAACAUCGUACUUGGUGAUUCGCUUCUUCAUGCGAUUAAAGAAGGAAAUGUGAGAAUCAUCGAAGUACUGCUUAACUGGCAAGACGAAAACCAUCGCAAAACAAAGCAAGUCGAUGCUUUUGAUUCUCCAGAAGAUGAAAAUGCAACAGAGGCAUUUGAGAGUGCUGAGUUCUCUGCAAAUAUAACACCACUUAUGCUGGCAGCUCAUUGCCACAACUAUGAAGUUAUCCAGAAACUGAUUGCACGUGGGGAUACAAUUGAAAUACCACACCAAGUAAAUUGUGAUUGUAAAGAUUGCAAAAGAGCCGAUGAUGAGUUUGAGUGUUUUGGAGAAUUUCUAGAGGUUUCGAAACUACGGAUUGAUGCAUAUAAAGCUCUUGCUAGCCCUGCCUAUAUAUGUCUCACAAGCGAAGACCCCAUUCUGACAGCUUUUCAACUGGCCCACGAGUUCGAUAAACUAUUCAUCGAUGAGCCAAUAUUUAGACAACAAUACCAGGAUCUUUCUAAACAGUGCCGAGAGUUUGCAACAGAGCUUUUGGAUGAGUCUCGAACAUCAGAGGAGAUAUAUUAUAUUCUAACACGAAAAGAAGGAGCUGAAAAAAUUAAUAUUGGAUCAAAAACUAUGCAGUUUAGUAGACUCCAAAUGGCCAUUGAUUAUGGGAUGAAAGAGUUUGUGACGCAUCCCCAUUGCCAACAAGUAUUACAAACAUUAUGGACGAAACAUCUUCCAGACUUGAUGCAUAAACACUUCUGCCAACAGCUGGGUUACUUUAUCUUAUUUGUCCUAGCCCUGCCUUUCACAACCAUAGCCUACCUAUUUUGCCCUGGAUUAGAUUGCUUGCAGAUUCUCAAGGCUCCCAUUAACAAUUUCCUUCGGGAUAUUUGCUCCUACUUGUUCUUCUGUGCUAUUCUACUUGCCGAUACAGUCAAGCCAUUUACGACCCAGAGGGGCCUAGGGACCAAAACGAUUCUUGAAUGGCUUGUCAUCCUGUAUGUUGUUGGAUUCCUGUGGGCCAAAGUCAAACAAAUCUACAAUGAAGGUCCACGUGUAUUUUUCCGUGAGAAAUGGAAUUGGUACGAUCUGUUAAUGAUUACUGUAUUUUUGCUAACGUUCCUAUUUUGGACGAUAUCGUUUUUCGAAGUGGCGAAACACGGCGGUGCUGACAUACCAAGGCGAUACUGGAAAUGGAACGAUCCACUUUUAAUAGCAGAAGGGUUAUAUUCAUUUGCAACUGUGAUGGCGUUUGGAAGAAUUUUAUACAUCUUCCAAAUCAGCCAGAUUCUCGGUCCGUUGCAACUCAUGCUGGAUGGUAUGAUGCUGGAUAUCAUGCAAGCGUUCAUAUUGUUCGUCGUCAUCAUUGUGACCUUCAGUUGUGGCAUUACCAAGCUCUAUACAAACUAUGAAGACCAUGUCCGCUUUGAUGUGGAAACAGGUGAAAGUGAGCAGCAAGCUCCUGAAUUUACAAGGUUCUAUAAAUCACUUGCUACCUUAUUCUGGGCGUUAUUUGGAUUCGCUGAGCCAGGUUACGCCAAUGUGAUUGUUGGUAACGUAUACAACGAAACCAUGACAACAAAGAUGAACUACCAUACGUUUACCGAGAUGAUGGGUCUGAUAUUGUUUGGCAUGUACCAGAUCCUCGUCGUCAUUGUUGUCGUCAAUAUGCUUAUAGCAAUGAUGUCUAAUACGCUGAACAGGAUCGAGGAAAAUGUUGAUAUGGAAUGGAAGUUCGCACGGAGUAAGCUCUGGAUGCAGUAUUUCGAGGCACAGGGUACCUUGCCACCUCCGAUGAACUUAAUCCCAAGUCCAAAAUCAAUUCUGAAGUUAAUCAGGUUUUUGUGUUGUUGUAUGGCGUGCAGACGGAAAUCAGAGAAACAAACAGUGGUGAAAUGUUCUAUGAAGAAGUGUUGCCAUGAAGAGGAAACUGUUCCAUUGGAGGAAAGUGAGAAAACAAAUGUUAAAUACGAGAGAUUGGUUGCAAUACUGGUCCAUCGCUAUAUGAACAGAAAAGAGAACGAAAAAGACCAAGAGGACGUCACACCUGAUGACAUAGAGACGCUACACCAGGAUCUUCUGAGAGAAAUGGAGAAAAUUAACCUGAAAAUAUCUUUGUUAUUUACACGGUCCGACAAAAACCAUAUCGUACAUUCUCCAAGCAAGAAACACGCACAUAAACCAGGACAUGUAACAUUUGAAAAACCCGUAUAUGUUAACGAAAUUGAUCAAUAAAUGAAUACGUGCAUACAUUCAAAUACUGCAUUAGUAUAUUGCAUUACUGUGCUAUAAACGAG